AUGAGAACUCUGCAAGGAAUACUUCUGUGGGCGACAGCCGCAGCCUAUGCUUUCGGGGGUAACUUUGGCAUGGACUAUGAUGAAGCUCAUUUCGAGGACUCCCCUUUCCCGGCCGGUUUUGAUUCUCAAGGCUUUGGCCUUCAUGCUCCUAAUUAUCCAGCUGGCCAUGCCCCUUAUAAUGGUUUUGGGUCUAAAAAUGGUGGCUUUGGUGGCCGAGGCGGGUUUGGGAAACCGGGCUUUGGCUUGAAUCAUGACGAAGAUGAGAGCAAAGGAACCACAUCUUCUGGGAGCGACACUACUACUAGUAGUACUUGGUCGUCUUCUAGUACAACUACAACUCAUACCAAAAAUCAUAUGAAAACUGCUCAUACCCAAGCGACAUGGGUUACGACUGCUACCUACGACAACCCUUCUGCGAAGAUGAGUGCGAUUAACGACUUUGGCGGCAGCCUUGGCAAUAUUUUCAUAGGUCACAAUGGGGGCCAUAAUGAGAAUUCAGGAUUCAAAUUUGAUGACUUUGGCUUCAAGGUCAACCAGGCAGGUAGCCAAAACGAGGGUACGGAGGCAGAGACAACAACAACUAUGUCGACAACUACAACGUCAAGCUCUAGCUCCUCGUUUACCUAUGUAUCAACAUCAGCUCCAAACUCUGCUAACUGGCGUAGCUCGAAUGGCCAUCGUGAUCCUGGCUCAUCGGGGCGCAAAUACAAAGGGGGGAGCGACUGGCCUUCGAAUAGCGGAGCUAAGUUUGGAAAGCAUAAUCAUGACUAUAAGAGAAGUAAUGCCGACCCGAGAGAGGGCGAUGAUGACACAACCCUCGAGGAACGAGGCUUCGGUAACGUUGGUGGAUUCUGGCGAGGCUGGGGCGGAGGAAACUGGAACGGAGGUGGUUCGCAGGGAGGUGAUACACACGGAAGUAAUGAAAAUGAAUUUGGACAUGGACAUGGAGGCGGUGGACAUAGGGGUGGCCAACAUGGAGGCUCUGGUGGCAUGGGUCACGGUGGCCAUAAUGGCUGGGAUCCUACUUGCAUGGCCUCAACAGUCACGGCUACAUCGACAUCGACAUCUACUACAACGGCAACAACUACAAAAACGACUACGGUUACUGACACAUCUACAUCUACAUCUACAACCACAGCCACAGAAACACCCCCUAAGCCCCCCAAGCCCCAUGGAAUCCAUGACAUUCAAUCUGUGACUAAAAAAUACACUGCCACAAUUACGAUCACGAAUGGUCAUACUAAAACCGCGACUGAGACCAAGUUUGAGACGGACACGGACACUAAAACUGUAACGGCGACGGAAACUUCAAAAUACACAUCAACUGUAACAGUAUCAGACUACUCGUCACUUACAUCAACUGUAACCGUAUCGGUCACCGCCACAGUUACUUCUGACUAUACUUCUACUGUUACUUCAUAUUUCAGCACUACGUAUACCUCUGACUAUACAUCUACUGUUACGUCAUAUUUUAGUACCACGUAUACUUCGGAUUAUACGUCUACUGUCACCUCUGACUAUACGUCUACUGUUACUUCAUAUUUCAGUACUACGUAUACUUCGGAUUAUACGUCUACUCUCACCUCCGACUACACUUCUACUGUUACUUCAUAUUUUAGCACUACGUAUACCUCGGAUUAUACCUCCACAGCUACCUCUGACUACACCUCUACCGUUACCUCUUACCUGACUUCAACUGUCACUUCCACUGUUACGUCUUCCGUUCCCUCGUCCUUUACUAGCACGGCAACUUAUACAAGUACCGCGACGGCGACGGUUACGAACUCGGCCACAGCUUCAACUUCAACACUCACAAUUACUAUCUCUUCUGCAGCACCUGCGACAAUCAAAACUAAGACAAUUACAAGCACGUCCUCAGGGAGCACUUUCACGAUCACCACCACAGUUACAAGUACCAAGUCCGGCAAUACGCCUACGGUCACUGACACGGUUACUAGCAAUAAGUCUGGGAGUACUGCAAGGUCGUCUACAUCAUCAUCUUCACCUGCUAGCGCAGUCGUGACGACUAUUACUACGACCAGUUACGGCUCAAAAGGCCCAACCACCAUCACCACAACGAGUACAAGCAACCAGAAGAGCACGACCACUCAGACCAGGAACACGAGCACAACGGUCACCAGCACUGCAACUGGUAACUCGUCUACUAGGACGUAUGCGGUCACGGGCGUGACGACAGUAACGAGCACGAGUACAGGCAACUCGGGCUCCGUGGUGACCGUGACGACGACAAGCACGCAUGUCUCGACUGUAACGCAAACAUAUGCCACGAGAUCAAACGCAGCUGACGAUCAAGACAUAGCCGCCGGCGGCUCAUUAAGGAUGCCUCGUGGGCUAUUCCUGGGAGGAUGGGCUCUAGCUAUCAUGGGUCUAGCAUGA
This is a messenger RNA of Xylaria bambusicola, 2397 nucleotides long. RefSeq lists its product as uncharacterized. Lineage: Eukaryota; Fungi; Ascomycota; Sordariomycetes; Xylariales; Xylariaceae. The transcript has 8 exons. The record is from RefSeq and is a predicted model, not a curated record. Bases 1 to 2397 code for a protein of 798 amino acids.